Petromyzon marinus (sea lamprey) is the source of this 1863-nucleotide messenger RNA. RefSeq lists its product as uncharacterized. Lineage: Eukaryota; Metazoa; Chordata; Hyperoartia; Petromyzontiformes; Petromyzontidae. Gene Ontology annotation, molecular function: RNA polymerase II cis-regulatory region sequence-specific DNA binding; DNA-binding transcription factor activity. Gene Ontology annotation, biological process: regulation of transcription by RNA polymerase II. The record is from RefSeq and is a predicted model, not a curated record.
UCACCUCCCCCGCCUCCUCCGCCGCCGCCGGCGACUCCGGCUCCGGCUCCCUCCCGCCGUGGCCCCUCGCCAUGCCCAGGAGGAGUGAGAGGAAGGGCGGCCACGCUCGGCGCCUCAAGACGAUGGAGCCCGAGCGCAGGCGCCGGGAGGAGGAGGGGAAGGAGGAGGCGGAGGCCCGGCGGGUGCCGAGGCGCGCCGGGGCGGGCGGCGUCAGCGGCGGAGGCCGCCUCGACGAGAUGAAGACGGCGGCGGCGGCGAGGAGGAGGAGGAGGAGGCGACCACCACAGCAACAACAACAGCAGCAGCAGCAGCAGCGAGGGGACUGGCAGGUCCUGCGUCGCCGCGAGUGGGACUCCCUGCAUGAAAUGGCUUCACACUUCGACUUGCCAUUCAUCAAACAAGAGAAUGAAGAAAAUCCAAGCCCUUGGACGUGUCCUGAUCUGACAGCGACGGGUGAAGAUGUUAAUGCUGUUGUGUUGCAAGAAGACGAAGGGAUACUGGGCUCUGAGAUGCUGACGAUUGUGGUGAAAACCGAAUCAGAGGAAUAUGCUCCAGAAAUGAAUGCAAUUAAAUUGGAAGGAGUCGAUGAGAGCUCAGAGGAGGCAGAGGAUGCCCAUGGAUAUCUGGAAAAUCCAGACCAGAAUUUCAUCGAGGUGGAAUUGUCACCAGACGACAUGUGCCAAGAUGAAGCAGAACUCCUGUGCGAGGAGUGUGGGGAGGAUUCCGGAAGAUUCUUCAAAGUGAAGGUGGACGAAGUGAACGGAGGUGGCCAGGCUGCGCAGGCUUGUGCGCAGUGCGGGAAUAUGCUGGCAGGCACCACGUUUUACAUGAAGAGGCAACGCAGGAGGAUGUACACCGGAAAUGAGCAGCAAUACUCGAGAGCGAUGCGCGGAAAGGCGUCCACACAACAUGAGAAGUCAGGGGUGCGCAAUGUGAUGAGCAAUGCCAGUGGGACGAAGCACACGUGCCAGGAGUGUGGCAAGGAGUUUACACAUCAUUACGGUUUAAAGGUGCAUCUUAGAACACACACCGGCGAGAGGCCUUACGUGUGUAAGGAGUGUGGAAAAGGCUUCACGACGUGUUCCAGUUUAAAAAUACAUAGCGUGAUACACACUGGCGAGAAGACACAAGUGUGCACGCAUUGCGAUAAGGGAUUUAAAACACGGUCCGCUUUAAAGGCCCAUUAUAAAAUACACACUGGCGAGAAGCCACACGUGUGUGAGGAGUGUGGCAAGGGAUUCAUAAAACGUUGCAACUUAAAGACCCAUGUUAUGACGCACACUGGGGUGAAACCAUUUGUGUGCGAGGAGUGUGGGAAGGGGUUUUCGGAGCGAUUUUAUUUAAAGAUUCAUUCUAGAACGCACACGGGAGAGAAGCCGCAUGUGUGCAAGGAGUGCGGGAAGGGGUUUUCACGACAUUUUGACUUAAAGGUGCAUUCUAGAACACACACUGGGGAGAAGCCACACGUGUGCAAGGAGUGCGGGAAGGGGUUUUCACGGAGCAUUCGUUUAAAGAAGCAUUCUGUAACACACUGCGAUGUGGAAAUCUCGAAUUAAACAUUUUCCAUCUGGUUUGAAAUUCUGAUUUAUUUUUGUCAAGCUCUGCCCGGCUGCAUUCCCGUAAUGGGCUUACUGUAUCCUUUCGUUUACAUGCAAUCAUGAAUUACCAGCUCCAUUAUUUGAAAAAUAUCACAACUAGGGAUCACGAUUCAACUCCCAAAAUAGCUAUCAUUAUAGAAGUUAGUGGUUUAGACAUCAACUAUAAACAUAGGAAUUAAACAUUUCUGAUCCCAUUCUUUGCAUGUAUCGUGAACAUAAAAUCAUUUGUAAUAAAUUUUUAUAUUCAACAUUUACAAUACAAAAA